Molecule: messenger RNA, 1423 nt
Organism: Trematomus bernacchii (emerald rockcod)
Lineage: Eukaryota; Metazoa; Chordata; Actinopteri; Perciformes; Nototheniidae
Gene: rassf4a
Product: Ras association domain family member 4a
Exons: 11
Coding region: 112-1035 (307 amino acids)
Biological process (GO): signal transduction
Source: RefSeq, a predicted model, not a curated record
UGCCGCACGACCAGAAGGCAUGAAGACUGAUAACCAACGUUACACGGGAUACAUCGCUGGUGGAUAUACGGAAGAGGAGGACGCUGUCUUCUAUGCUGGACUCUGGUCACAAUGGUUGAGCGUCAGACCUACGUGAAGCUCAGUGAAGAGAAACUGAUACCAAAGUCGCACAUAUUGUCACUGCUUAGGACCUACAACUGUUACCAUGAAGGAAAGAAUUUCCAGCUGCGGACCCGCGAGGAAGAUGGAGAGCUCAUCCUGGAGGGGUUGCUGAACAUCUACUGGGGUCUGCGCCGACCAAUCAGACUUCAGAUGUACGACGACAAUGAAAGAUUUCGUCUCAACCGAAACGAUAGAUCUGCUGGGGCAAAGCAGCUCUCAGAAGAGUCUAACAACAACUCACUGGGUACAGAACCUGAGCCAGCAGGUGGAGACACGUGUGGUCCGGAUGAGGAGGAUUCUCCUCAGCUGCUGAGGACCAGGAGCGAUGCUUCCUUCAUGCGGGUUCAGAGGAGGUCAAGGACACACACUGCCAGAGAUUUGCAGCGCUUGCGCACACACAGAUUCUCAAUCAACGGACACUUCUACAACCACAAGACAUCUGUAUUUACUCCGGCCUUCGGUUCUGUUACUAACGUACGAGUGAACAGCUCCAUGACGACUGGACAAGUCCUCAACUUGCUGCUACACAAGUUUAGGGUGGAGAAUAAAUCUGAAGAGUUUGUACUUUAUUUGGUGCACGAGUCUGGUGAAAAGACCCGACUGAGGGAAGGUGAAUAUCCGCUGGUGACUCGUGUGCUUUAUGGACCCUGUGAGAAAAUCUCCAAGAUCUUGAUCACAGAGGCCGACCUGGGAGAGGAAGUCACAUAUGAUGUGGCCCAAUAUAUUAAGUUCGAGAUUCCUGUUUUAGACAGCUUUGUAGUGAAACUUAAAGAGGAAGAGGAACGUGAGAUAAACAAGCUGACCAGAAAGUACAGCUCUCUGAAGUCUAUGAUCCAACUUCAGCUCGAAGGCAGAGCCAGUGACAUAAUAUGAGUUUCUGCAGGCACUGAUGUAACGUGUGUGUGUGUGUGUGCACGAGGAAGGGUGUGUUGAACACUAAUGAUUGUUGAAUUCCUAUGGGAAAAUGUGCCAAUACUGUAGUGAAUGUAGAUGUAGAGGUAAGAGGGUAAAAGUAAAGGCUGCAAUAGAACCAUAUCAUACACCAACGUGCUUCUACUUUUAGAAAUACAUAUUUCAACAGUUUGUAGGAUCUGUUAAUGUUUUUGCUGCAAAGUGUAUCACUGCUUUAUAUUUUAUGACUUAAAUUAUUUUGUAUGAAAAUUCUUACUGCAAGUUUGGAUAUUUAUACCACCUGUUUUUGGUAAGGUUUUCCUCUGACUUUUCUAUGUAAUAAAUCAGUUUUUAGUUUUGUCUCUAUAAA